AUGGCAUUUGCCUCUCUUGUUGAGGUGAAGCUAGCAGACCUUCGACGCUGCGACAAGGACGGCUGCAACAGGUGGUGGCACAAGACCGACUUCAAACUCAUCGGCCACGACUCGCACAACAUCUUCCUGAAGUGCCCCCAUUGCCGUGAAGCGAGAACCAACCCGACAAAAUACUGGCACGGCCCUCCGAGUGGACCAAGAGAGCCAGCGUACGACUACCCAGCGAAAAUGCCCCAAACACCGCUGAUGCCUUCAUUGCCAUCGAGCUCGCCUGGUGAUCGACGAUCAAGCACCAAGAGGCAGAUGUCCAGUGAAUCGACUGCAGCCACACCGACUCAGAACAAAAAGCCAAAACCGCAGCAGGCAACACCGGCUCCGACUCCAACGACAAGUGUCGCCAAAACAGCCAAAAUGGUACGCAAAGACAGCCUGGGAAGCACAGUGGCUCCAGCUACUGCGAAGGGCGAACUCAAUCUUGAGCUGCUGCAGUCGAGCACGAAGCGUCACUUCGAAGAGUGGAAAGCUUGCAAAGGUCGUCCGGCAACAUAUAUGCAGAAAGAGCUUGAGGACGCCCAAACCCACUUGAAGACAAUGCAGAACAGUACGCCAAAAAUCGAACGUACAGUUCGGGAAACCCAGCAAAAACAAGCUGCAGCUCAAGCUGGGUUGAAACGGUUUGAGCAGUUACAAGAGGAUAAUCUGAUAUCCGCACGCAAGGCGGGAGCCCAUGAAGGAAUUCACAAGCCCAUCAUGGACACGUGGCUUAUGCAAUCGAAGAAGCACGUUCAGCUGGCAUGGGAAGAGAACAACCGUUGCUCAAAGGCAUGGCAAACCGCCAUGAGCGACAGAGCAGAGGCUCGAAGGAUUGAGACAGAGCAGAAGCAGAAGAUUGAAAACAUCUUGGAGGAAAGAAAGCAGUUGGAGAAUUUCGGCGUGUAUGUGUCUGCAUUGCCUGCUGAAAGCAAUGGCGCCUGA
Messenger RNA from Aureobasidium namibiae CBS 147.97, 975 nucleotides. RefSeq lists its product as uncharacterized. The record is from RefSeq and is a predicted model, not a curated record. Bases 1 to 975 code for a protein of 324 amino acids. NCBI's taxonomy places the organism in Eukaryota, Fungi, Ascomycota, Dothideomycetes, Dothideales, Saccotheciaceae. The transcript has 2 exons.